Molecule: messenger RNA, 3187 nt
Organism: Dendroctonus ponderosae (mountain pine beetle)
Lineage: Eukaryota; Metazoa; Arthropoda; Insecta; Coleoptera; Curculionidae
Exons: 3
Molecular function (GO): protein binding
Source: RefSeq, a predicted model, not a curated record
GUAAGUAGUUAAUACUAAUGAAUUUUGUUAACUAUAUAUUGUUUUUCCCACUCGACCAUUGCUAUGCAAAUCCUCAUUUGGAGCUUCUAGAAGGAAAAAAUGUAUGAAAAAUUUAAAUGUUUUCACCCGGUAACUUUCAUGUUUGAUAAAUACGUUUAGAAAUGUGAUGAUAUCGCUAAACGACAAAAUUUGCACAGCCAGCCAUUUUAAACGAAAUCAGACCACCCAAAUACCGUAUUUGUUCAACACUUGUCAGCUACACAUUAGGCUCAAGAUUAACAAAUUUAGAAUAUAUAGAAGCCAGUGAAUGGUACUAUUUUAGUACCCUGUUUGUAGAAUUGCACAAUUUGAAGCUGCAAAUAAAAGUAUGAAAAAUACAUUUUCCAGAGCUCUACUGAUUGUAAUGACAUUGAAAAUAUGUGAAGGAAAGUCAACUUGUACACAAACAGACAACGUUUAUAGGAGUUACAGAAUUCCUAUUCCGAACGAAAGGAAUUGCUUAUCAUGUCUACAGUUUGAUUACCGAACUCAAGAGUUUCCGCGGUGGCUGUGUUCAGAUGACUCCAAUUAUUCCGAUGACAUCUUUUAUGUAAUGUAUGAAACAGUUGCUUACGGUGGACAAGAACAAGAGCUCAAAAUUGAAGCAACUAACUUCACGAGAUAUUCAAAUGAGAAUAAUUUUCAAUUCAGCAGCGUAAGGAUACUUGACAUUUCGCAAAAUAAUAUCGGAUUUAUUCCCGAAGCAUUUUUCCUUUUAUUUCCACAUGUAUGGUCAUUAGAUAUUAGCAAAAACAACCUUACGUCUAUAAGUCGAAGUGAUUUUAUAUAUUUAGAAAACUUACAGGUUUUAGAUUUGUCGUUCAAUAGAAUAACUCAUUUAUCUGAUGCGUUUGCGAAUGUUGUCGAUUUGUUUGAUAUCGACUUAAGUCAUAAUAAAAUAUCGAAUAUUCCGAAAGAUCUAUUUCAAAGUCAUAUGCAUUUAGAGAAUCUGAAUUUAAGUUACAACGAAAUGGUUCGUUUUGAGAUGGAGAUGCCAAAGUAUUCCAAGUUUAUCUUGAAUGAGCUGGAUUUAAGCUUUAAUAAAUUAGAAAACGUUAGUAUCAAUAAAGAUGUGAAACGUUUAAUUAUCAGUUAUAACAAAUUAACUGAGUUUUCCUUAAGCCUUGGCGAGAAUUUCGUCUCGUUAAAUUUAAGUCAUAAUCGACUGGUAAAAAUCGAUGACCAUUCGAUGUUAAAUGCAGUUAAUGUUGCAGAUAUAGACUUAAGUUACAAUAAAGUGCAGAGACUACCUACAGGCAGUUUUCGAAAUCAGCAAAAAUUAUCCUCUCUCAACAUUUCCAACAAUUUACUUGCUGGAAGCUCGUUUGGAUCAUACAAUAAUUGGGCGACCUUUUUUUACAAUUUUGCUAUGCUGAAAUCGGUUGAUCUAGAUAAUAAUCUGUGGAUAUGUUCAGAAUUAAAAGAUAUUAUGCAUAUGCUAAAAUCACGAUCUAUUGGUGUGACUAAAGGAAAUGUUCAUAACAGCAGCAAUAUUUUAGGCGUAAAAUGCAUUGAAACAUACCGAAAUAAUACCAGCCGCUUUAAUGAAUCUGAAAGUGAUAUUAGCCAAACUAUUGCACUUGAUAUACUGACUCAGGUGCUCGAAAAUAUUGAUCCACAUUUUAAAAGAUUGGAGGAAACCGUACUGAAUCACACUUCAAGUAAUUUGCAAAAAAUAAAUAGCACUAUGGAUAGAUUUAAAACGAACAUCAGUACAGUAAUUAAUGAUAUUUUGGCAAAUAUCAGGAAAACAAAUGCUAAUUUUGAAAAAUUAAAUAAUAGCAUGCAUAGCGGUCUAAUGAAUAAUGAAAGAAUAGAUUACAAAUUUAUUAAAGAAGGAUUUGCAAAUUUCGAAGAACAGAUUAAAAGUAUUGCUGCAUAUCAACAGAACUCGGAAAAAGUCGUUCAUCCAAACUCUGAAACUGAUGACAACAUUCUGGCAGAAUUGUGGUCGCGACUCGCAAAAAAUAUGACAAAAGUAAGCCCAAAAACCACAGACUCGGAAAUUAGUUUGGCAACAAAUACUGCAAAAUUAACGGUUCAAUCUGAUAAACAAGUAGCUGAAUCUAAAGAAAUAUUGGAAAGAAUCAGUGAAGGUACAAAUGCUGUUUCGGGAAUGGUAGUUCAGAACUUGUUAUUAUCAUUCAUUCUCGGUGCACUUCUAUAUAUCUUAUUCAUCAAAAUUAAAGGAAAGAGGCGAAAUGCUCCUCGAGAUGAACUCAAUUUGGUUCAAGCAGAAAUUAUGGCCAGAGUAUUUGUUAAUGUUGUUUUGAUUGUUCUGAUGUUGAGACCGUCUAAAGGGAUUUCAAGUUGUUCCGAACAAGGAUUUGUUCUACGAACGUACAGAGCUUCCAUACCCAAUCAACAAUAUUGUUUGUCAUGUGCCAUAUUUAGAAAGGAAAAUAUACAAUUGCGACAGUUUUUGUGCAUUGGUUCCAAAUAUGAUUUAGCUGAUCAAAAGAAAUUAUUUAAUUCUAUUCGCAUUCUGCGAUCCUAUUCACCGAUGGAACUGAAAAUUACAGCAGGAAACUUUACCACAUAUAAAAACGAUUUUUCUUGGCGUAACAAUGAAAUUAAGAAACUUGAUAUUUCAGAAAAUGACAUCGGUAUUAUUCCAGAAGCAUUUUUCUAUUCAUUCCCAAAUUUACUGUAUUUAGAUCUAAGCAGCAACAACUUAACAUCUAUAAGCGUACACGACUUUCGAUAUUUAAAUGGCUUGCAAGGAUUAGAUUUGUCAUUCAAUCGAAUAAGUAACUUAACUGAUGCGUUUGAACCUAUUUUAGAUUUGUUUGAUAUCAAUUUGAGUCAUAAUAAGAUAUCGAAUAUUCCGAAAAACCUUUUUGAAAGUCAAAUGCAUUUAGAGAACCUGAAGUUAAGUUACAACGAAAUGGUUCGUUUUGAGGUGGAGAUGCCAAAGUAUUCCAAGUUUAUCUUGAAUGAGUUGGAUUUAAGCUUUAAUAAAUUAGAAAACGUUAGUAUCAAUAAAGAUGUGAAACGUUUAAUUAUCAGUCGUAACAAUUUAACUGAGUUUUCUUUAAAACUUGGCGAGAAUUUAGUCUCGUUAAAUUUAAGUCAUAAUCGACUGGUAAAAAUCGAUGACCAUUCGAUGUUAAAUGCAGUUAAUGUUGCAGAUAUAGACUUAAGUUAC